CUUGUCGCAUUCUCCCCGCAGGGAAAUUUGCGCGGGUUGUCCGUUGCCGCCCAUCACUCGCCGCGACGCCGACGCCCAGCUCACGGCGGAGAAGCUCAGCUUGAGGGAGCUGCGGUCGAGGUGCGCCUCACGCGGCCUCCUGACAACCGGCACAAAGAAUGUCCUCCUCACCCGGCUGCGUCAGCACGGUGUGUCGCAGCCGACGGGACCGGUGCCAUGGUCGGAGCGGGACGGCGAGGGGCAGGCAGAACAGCCGGUGGAGAGUGGGGAAUGUGGCGGUGCUCUGCCCGGGCGAUUCAUGUCGACGCACGAGGAGCAGCUCGAACACUCGCAGCGGCUGCGAACACCGUUCCGAUCGCCAUCUACCAGCCGCCCGUCGUCACCGCGCCCAAGAGAUCAGCCACGGAUACGCAGGCUCGUGGGCACCCCACAAGAGUUUGUUGCUGCGCCAAGACAGGAAGCGAAGCGCGAGGAUCGCGUUGGUGGGUCCUUGGCACACGUUGCUUCAGAGGAAAAGGUCUCGCGAUACCAAUGGCGAAUUCUUGUUGACAACCGAGAGCGCAUCCACGGUGCCCAUGGGCGCGUGAUAGAAGCCUUCACGACGGCUGGUGUUCCCACUGCAUCCUGCACGCUUCCAUGUGGUGACUUCAUGAUUGGGAUCGACAUGCCCGGUGACAGCUGUGGGAGCCACGCCAGUCCCCCAACUGCGAGGGAACUGGACAGUCUUGGCGCCACCCACUCCGUCCCAGCUGCGGGUGAGUGUGGGGAUGCUCCUGCGCAAAGACUCUUUUCUGUUGUUGUGGAACGCAAGACAGUAAAGGACCUCUGUGCAAGCAUUGCGACGUCCCGCUACUACGAGCAACGGCGGCUACUUUCUGUCUCGCCGUUUCGGUCGGUGGUGUGGGUGGUGGAGGGAACCACCGAACUGCUGCGCCCCGAUGAACGGCGUCGUGUCUUGUCGGCUUGCGCUUCGCUUGCCGCGGUGCCACGCUUCCGUGUCAUCCGCACGCGCCACCUGAAGGACACCGUCUCUUGGUUGCGCUCCCUUGGAGUUGCCCACGUCACGGCGCUGGCAAAUGCCGCGCGGAGUGGCGCACGACCACCACAGCUGGCCGACUGUGCGACCUGCCUCAACGUGACCGCGAGGAUAAAGCGAGCACUCCGCGCGCGCACUACCUUUGCCCGCAUGCUUAUUUGUGUUCGUGGAUGCUCGUCCGGGUUUGCGACACAGCUUGCGUGCAAGUAUGGUUCCUUCUUGCAGUUGUGGAGGCGCUUGAGGUGUUGUGGCCGCGAGGCAUGCGACGCGGACAUGGACGUGCGCCGCCUGAGCAGCACGCAGAGGGAUGUGUACGUGCGGCUGACGGAGUUUCUCCUUGCGGAGGAGUAUUGUUGA
This is a messenger RNA of Trypanosoma cruzi, 1393 nucleotides long. Its product is annotated as DNA repair protein, putative. The record is from RefSeq and is a predicted model, not a curated record. Gene Ontology annotation, biological process: mitotic intra-S DNA damage checkpoint signaling; double-strand break repair via break-induced replication; resolution of meiotic recombination intermediates. Gene Ontology annotation, cellular component: nucleus; Holliday junction resolvase complex. The annotation marks the transcript as partial. Gene Ontology annotation, molecular function: DNA binding; 3'-flap endonuclease activity; crossover junction DNA endonuclease activity. NCBI's taxonomy places the organism in Eukaryota, Euglenozoa, Kinetoplastea, Trypanosomatida, Trypanosomatidae. The transcript has a single exon.